AUGGCAGAAGCUAAGACCCACCGGUUUGGAGCAAUCCUGUCUCUUAUCUCUUUAAUCUUCCUCAUCUCUGGGGCUGAGGCAGCUUCAUUUCAGCGAAAUCAGCUGCUUCAGAAAGACCCAGACCUCCGAUUGGAAAGUGUCCAAAAGUUUCCCAGUCCCGAAAUGAUCAGGGCUUUGGAAUACAUAGAAAAACUCCGGCAACAAGCUCACAAAGAAGAAAGCAGCCCAGACUAUAAUCCCUACCAAGGUGUCUCUGUUCCCCUCCAGCAAAAAGAAAAUGGUGAUGAAAGUCACUUGCCAGAAAGUUCAAGGGAUUCACUGAGCGAAGAUGACUGGAUGAGGAUAAUACUUGAAGCUUUGAGACAGGUUGAAAAUGAGCCUCAGUCUGCACCAAAAGAAAAUAAACCCUAUGCCUUGAAUUCAGAAAAGAACUUUCCAAUGGACAUGAGUGAUGAUUAUGAGACACAGCAGUGGCCAGAGAGAAAGCUUCAGCACAUGCGAUUCCCUCCUAUGUAUGAAAAUUCCAGGGACAACCCCUUUAAACGCACUAAUGAAAUAGUGGAGGAACAAUAUACUCCUCAAAGUCUUGCUACACUGGAAUCGGUCUUCCAAGAGCUGGGAAAAGUGACAGGCCCAAACAAUCAGAAGCGUGAGAGGGCUGCUGAGGAACAAAAACUUUACACAGAUGAUGAAGAUGAUAUCUACAAGACCAAUAACAUUGCCUAUGAAGAUGUGGUUGGGGGAGAAGAUUGGAGUCCAGUAGAGGAGAAAGUAGAGAGUCAGACGCAGGAAGAGGUGAGAGACAGCAAAGAGAACAUAGAAAACAACGAACAAAUCAAUGAGGAAAUGAAACGUUCAGGGCAGUUGGGCCCCCAGGAUGAUCUCCAGAAAGAGAAUAAAGAUCAACUUUCAGGUGAUGUCUCCAAAGUAAUUGCCUAUUUGAAAAGGUUAGCGAAUGCUGCAGGAAGUGGAAGGUCACAGAAUGGGCAAAAUGGGGAAAGGGCAAACAGGUUUUUUGAGAAACCACUUGAUUCUCAGUCUAUUUAUCAGCUGAUUGAUAUCUCAAGGAAUUUCCAGAUACCCCCCGAAGACUUAAUUGACAUGCUCAAAACUGGGGAGAAGCCAAGUGCGUCGGUGGAACCGGAGCAGGGGCUUGAACUUCCUGUUGACCUAGAUGGCAUCUCGGAGGCUGACUCAGACCAUCCAGACCUGUUUCAGAAUAAGAUGCUCUCCAAGAGUGGCUUCCCCAAAACACCAGGCCGUGCUGUGACAGAGGCCCUACCUGAUGGACUUAGUGUGGAGGACAUUUUAAAUCUUUUAGAGAUGGAGAGUGCAGCAAAUCAGAAACCCCCAUAUUUUCCCAAUCAGUAUAACCGAGAGAAGGUUCUGCCAAGGCUCCCCUAUAGUCCUGGAAGAUCUAGAGCAAACCAGCUUCCCAAAGCUGCCUGGAUGCCAGAUGUUGAAAACAGGCAAAUGGCUUAUGAAACUAUGAAUGACAAGGAUCAAGAAUUAGGAGAGUACUUGGCUAGGAUGCUGGUUAAAUACCCUGAGAUCAUUAAUCCCAACCAGGUGAAGCGAGUUCCCAGUCAAGGCUCAUCUGAAGAUGACCUGCAGGAGGAGGAUCCAAUUGAGCAAGCCAUCAAAGAGCAUUUGAAUCAAGGCAACUCUCAGGAGACUGACAAGAUGGCCCCGGUUAGCAAAAGGUUCCCUGUGGGACCCCCGAAGAAUGUUGAUACCCCAAAUAGACAGUACUUGGAUGAAGACCUGUUAAUAAAAGUGCUGGAGUACCUCAACCAAGAAAAGGCAGAAAAAGGAAGGGAGCAUAUUGCUAAGAGAGCAAUGGAAAAUAUGUAA
Cynocephalus volans (Philippine flying lemur) is the source of this 1854-nucleotide messenger RNA. It is a transcript of the gene SCG2, whose product is annotated as secretogranin II. The transcript has a single exon. Gene Ontology annotation, cellular component: secretory granule. Bases 1 to 1854 code for a protein of 617 amino acids. Gene Ontology annotation, molecular function: cytokine activity; chemoattractant activity. Gene Ontology annotation, biological process: eosinophil chemotaxis; angiogenesis. Lineage: Eukaryota; Metazoa; Chordata; Mammalia; Dermoptera; Cynocephalidae. The record is from RefSeq and is a predicted model, not a curated record.